AUGGACGAUAAUUCAGUAUCUAAUAUUUUAAAACCAAUUGAUGAAGAAGAAAGAAUACAAUUACAAAACAAAUUGAAUGAACAAAGAUUAGAACUAGAAGAAAAGAAAAAGUAUCUAGAAGAAUUGAAAAAAUCAAAUGAAAGAGCAAAAGGUGUAUCAGAGUUACAAUACACUGAUGAUUAUCCAGAUCCUGAUAAAAUGCUAGAGAAUUUUUUAGAAUCCUUAGAAAAAGAUGAAAAAGAAAUAGGAGAAUUAUAUGAACAACGAAAAGAUAAAGAUAUGAAAUAUUUAGAUAACCAUUUAAUAAGUAGUAAUAUUUCAAAUGAUAAAUUUUACAAUAACAAUAAUUCUUUAGAAGAUCAAAUGGAACAAUCAUUUAUUUUUAAAAAAAAAACGUCUAUAAAAAAUUUUAAUUUUAAAAUUAACAAGUUAAACGAAGCAAGAGUUAUAAAUGUUCAACAAAAAGAUAUAAAACAUUUUGAUAAAUCAAUUCAAGUUAACUUAAUUGACGAAAAAAAUACUACUACUGAAAAGAAAAAAGAAAAGAUAACUGCAUUAUCACUAAAUAAAGACCAUUCAAUAAAUAAAAUUAAAGGAGACAAAUUAAAUAAUAAUAUAGUAAAUGACAAAAAGAGUGUUAUAUUAAAAUUAAAAAAAAAAAAAAAAAAAAAAUCAGUGAAAAAAGAGGACCAGCAACAAAAAGACAAAAAAAAAGAAAAUGAAGAAGAAAAUGAAGAGAAAAUGAGAAAGGAAGACCGAAAGGAAAACGAAUAUGAAGAUGAAGAAGAAGAUGAAGAAGAAGAAGAAGAAGAAGGUGAAGAUGAAGAUGAAGAAGAAAUAAAGAAGGAUAUAGAAGAUAAAACAAAGAAAGUAAGUAAAUUAAAAAUAUCAAAAAAAAAAUCUUUAGAUGAAGAAAAAAAGAAAAAUAUAUUAAAUAGUAAUAAUUUUAUUAAAUUUAUUGAAAAUACUUCAAAAAUAGUAGAAAGAACCUUAGGAGAACAAGAAAUGUUUAAUACUAUAUUUGACUUUGUAUCAAAAGAUUUAUCAGAAGAAUCAGAAAGUCUAGAAAAAUUAAAAUUAUUGAACACUUAUUAUUGUAAAAAAUAUACAAGUGGAAGACCAAUAACAGAUGUUAAGACAUCACAUAUAUACAGUGAAUUAUUUUUAGCCUCUUAUGGAACUUCAGAAACAGCUACUUCAACUGAUCCUGAUGGAUAUGUUUUGGUGUGGAAUACGAGUAUGAACAAUAGGCCCGAGUAUGUAUUUACUUCUCAACCAGCUGUAUGUACAGCUUUAUUUAAUAAAUUUAAUCCUCAUUUAAUAAUAGGAGGAACCUAUACAGGUAAUAUUCUUCUUUGGGAUAUCAGAGCUAGAGAAAAGCCAGUUCAGAAAACAUUACUUUCAGCUAAUGGGCAUUUGCAUCCAAUUUACUGUGCAGAAAUAAUAGGAACUCAAAAUGCACAUAAUCUAGUAACUGCUGAUACAGAUGGAAGAUUAUGUAACUGGUCAUUAAAUAUGCUUACCUGUCCCUCAGAUACAGUAGAUUUAAAAAGAGGAAACAAAGAAGUAUCUUGCUGUUGUUUUUCAUUUCAAGAAGGAGAAAUAAAUACUUUAUAUGGAGGUGCAGAAGAUGGCUCUUUAUUUCAAGCACAAAUACAUGGAACUAAAGUAGGAAUAACAGAAUCUUAUAAUAUUCAUAAUGGACAAUUAACAGCUACUCAAUUUCAUCCUUUAAUUGAGGGAACCAAUGAUCAUAAUGAUCUUUUAUUAACAGCUUCAGUAGAUUGGACAUGUAAAUUAUUAAGUGUAAAGAAUGCAACAAAUCCCUUAUUUACUUUUGAUGCCUUUGAAGAUUAUUUAAUGGAUAUUAAAUGGAAUCCCGUUCACCCAGGAAUUUUUGCAACAAGUAGUAGUAAUGGACAAAUAAAAGUGUGGAAUAUCUCUUAUGAUAUAGAAUGCCCUUACUUUGAAACUAGCAUUAAUGAAAAAUCAACAAACAAAAUAGCUUGGUCAUGUGAAGGUAAAAAAUUAAUAGCUGGAAAUUCCGAUGGGUCCUUAACUUUAUGGAAUACUUCAAGUGAAAUAUAUCAACCCAGAUCAGAAGAUAUUGCUAAAUUUGAAAAUAAAAUUGCAAAAAUGAAAACAGAAUGUAUUGCAACUGAUCAUACAGAAAUUGAAAUUUAA
Plasmodium relictum is the source of this 2184-nucleotide messenger RNA. RefSeq names its product cytoplasmic dynein intermediate chain, putative. Gene Ontology annotation, cellular component: cytoplasmic dynein complex. Gene Ontology annotation, molecular function: dynein light chain binding; dynein heavy chain binding. Gene Ontology annotation, biological process: transport along microtubule. The transcript has a single exon. Lineage: Eukaryota; Apicomplexa; Aconoidasida; Haemosporida; Plasmodiidae. Bases 1 to 2184 code for a protein of 727 amino acids. The record is from RefSeq and is a predicted model, not a curated record.